AUGGGGAAAAUUGAUGAUCUCUCAAGCCUCUCUAAGGGUGAACUUCUUCAGCUAGCAAAACUUGCUGAGCAUGCAGAGCGCUACGAAGAAAUGGUUGAAUUCAUCAGAGCCUAUGUCCAAAAAGACCGAUCAGCGCUAUCGACUGAAGACAGAAACCUCCUUUCAGCUGCCUACAAGAAUCUCGUAGGAAAUAGAAGAACUUCAUGGAGAAUCCUGAACUCCAUUGAGCAAAAAGAAACUAAACGUGGAAAUGACGAAAACAAGCAAAGAGCUGCAGACUAUAAGUUGAGAGUAGAAAAUGAAUUAAGAAGCUUCUGAAAAGUUAAUUAUUAUUAAGGAUUUUAGCAGCACGACGAAGCCGUGCUUUCUUUAUAAUGCCUAGGAUUUAUAGUCAUUUAAUUGUAAUACUAUAAAUAAAGGUUUCUCAUAUUUUUAUAUUGUGUAAGCUUCUGCAGAGAAAUUCUCAGAUUAAUCGACACUGAUUUGAUCCCACAAGCAGCAGAUGACGAGAGCAGAGUUUUUUACCUAAAAAUGAAGGGAGAUUAUUAUAGGUACAUCUGCGAAUUCACUCUUGGACAAGCCAGGGAUGAAAGCUCAAAGAAUGCCUUGGAGUGCUACCAGCAAGCAUUGACCCUUGCAGAGACAGGCUUAGAUCCAACUCAUCCAACCAAGCUUGGGCUUGCUUUGAACUUCUCAGUCUUUAAGUACGAAAUUUUGCAAAACCCUAGUGAAGCUUGUGCAAUGGCCAAGCAAGCUUUUGAUGAUGCAAUUCCUAGCUUAGACGCUUUAACUGAUGAAGCUGCUUAUAAAGACGCAACAAUGAUUCUUCAACUUUUGAGAGAUAAUUUGACUCUUUGGCAAUCAGAAGAAGCCGAAAGCUAA
Blepharisma stoltei is the source of this 882-nucleotide messenger RNA. The record is from the annotation of a GenBank genome assembly. Lineage: Eukaryota; Ciliophora; Heterotrichea; Heterotrichida; Blepharismidae.